Messenger RNA from Wasmannia auropunctata (little fire ant), 2601 nucleotides. It is a transcript of the gene yps, whose product is annotated as Y-box factor homolog. NCBI's taxonomy places the organism in Eukaryota, Metazoa, Arthropoda, Insecta, Hymenoptera, Formicidae. Gene Ontology annotation, biological process: regulation of gene expression. Gene Ontology annotation, cellular component: nucleus. The transcript is spliced from 8 exons. The record is from RefSeq and is a predicted model, not a curated record. Bases 146 to 1240 code for a protein of 364 amino acids. Gene Ontology annotation, molecular function: nucleic acid binding.
CGGGCGCGUUACACGAGCCGAGGCAUGGUGUUUGUCCGGUCGCCUGGAUGCACGUCCAUUGCUAACAUCAGCAGAAAGGAGUUAACAUCAUAGUGAGGCAGAAGGUACCAUCCUGGUUUGCUCGUCUCUGCACCACCUUACCACCAUGGGUGAGACGGAUAAACAGCCCGAACAACCCAAGGCUGUCCAGCAGAAGAUGGUCAUCGCUAACAAAGUGACCGGAACUGUGAAAUGGUUCAAUGUCAAGAGUGGCUACGGUUUCAUUAAUAGAAACGAUACCAAGGAAGAUGUGUUCGUUCAUCAAUCGGCCAUCGUCAAGAACAAUCCGAGAAAGGCCGUACGUAGCGUGGGAGAUGGCGAGGUCGUCGAGUUUGAUGUCGUUAUCGGUGAGAAGGGUCACGAGGCCGCCAAUGUUACUGGUCCAGCGGGUGAAGCGGUAAAAGGCUCGCCCUACGCUGCGGACAAACGUCGCGGAUAUCGUGGCAUCCACUGGGUGUAUCCGAGACGCGGCAACGGACGGCCGCAGAAUCGUAGAUCACGCGACGGCCAGGAGGGUUACGAGCAAGGCGAAGGCAAAGUCGGCGAUGAUACAAAUGCCGAGGGUGGCGGCCAGCCCCAGCAGCAACAGCGUCGCUAUAGGCUGCGUCGCCAUUAUGACGGUUAUUACCGUGGAGGACGGCGUUCCGGGCCCAACCCAUCGCAGCAGCAGGGAGAUGCUGGCGAAGGUGGUGAGCAAGGGGAAGGAACCGGCGGCGAGGGUGGCGCUCCGCCGCGCGGUGGUGGUCGUGGACGCGGUGGUCCAUCACGACGUUACUUCCGCCGCAAUUUCCGCGGGGGAAGAGGUGGUGGUCCGCCACGACGUCCUCGCAGCCAGGAUGGCCAGGCGACCGAUGACGAGGCUGUUGGCGAGAGUGCGCAACUCGGUAAUUCGCAGAGAAAUCCACGACCACGUUACAGACGACGAUUAGUACGACGACCUCGUGCGACGUCGAGCCAACAGACGAACACGGUAGAGAAUUUGCCAUCUGCGGCGACAAAACGCAAAUCCUCCAAUCCCGCCUCCUCUCCCGUCAUCCCUCUACGAACACCGGUCACCGAUAUCCCUCCCGUGUCCUGCGAUAAAUCCACAAAGUCGGAGCAGAAGUCUGAUGCACCUAAAGAUUCGGAUGCACCUGCCGCUGCCCCUGCUCCACAGGAGAGCCAGCCGGUGCAGAACACCACCACCGAAAGCACCGCCUAACCGAGACAGAGUAACGCGCUAUUACCGCAGGACACUCCUUUUUAACAUAUAACACCAACACCCGUUAUACACUGCAGCAUCGACAACAGCUAUAAUUGCAAAAAAAAUCCAAAAAAAAGAAAAAAAAUUAACAAAAAAAAGAAAUCAACAAACACUACUCCACACUCUCUCCACGAAAGCAAAUUAAAAUUAAGAUACGUAUGAAAAUUGAGAAGCGUUCAGCUGUGCUUGAUGAGUUCUUUUUUUUCUUAGCGAGAUAACAUAGUUCCAUCCCUGAUAUAUCUAGGCUCUCGACUUAAGUUGUUUCGCUGAAAGGACUCGUUAGGGAUGGCCGCAUGCUUCUCCCUACGGGAAUUUGGACAGAAGGGUAAAGCAAUUACGGAGUACGGAUGAAUUCGAGCGCGGCAAGAGAUAAAUAUCUAUAUAUAUAUAUAUUUUGUUUUUGUUUUUUGUGUAUUUCUUGUUUCGUACAUUACUUCUAAUUUUUCUCCGGUAAGGCGCAUUAUAAAAUCGUUUCAUAUAUACGAUAUUUGAGUUUAUUGCUACAUUUCCGCGAACUUCACUUUUGGCGACUUUACCAUCAUCAAAAGGAGUAGUGAGAAACCGAUACGUGGAUAUUGUUGAUAAUAAUAAACGAGUCCCAACUCGAAUGAAUUUGCCUGUCUCGAAGUCAAUCGUUCAUUUUCGGCUUAUAUUUCGAAAUUAAUGAGCUUACCGUAUUGCUUUCACUCUUUUAGUAAGAAAAAAAUUGGAGUCGCCGUUGGCCACAGCCAUUAUCCUUGAGUGUUUCGAAAUUAUACUGUUAAUUGCAAUUGUGAUUGCGAUGAUCAACGAGCAUUGAAUAAAUGCAGUAGAAUUUUGAUACUCUUGUCGGAUGACAAUGCAGCCGUGUGACAACCAAUUUUUUCUUAUUUAUACUUUACAGGCGAUCACAAGCAUAAACGAUUAUUGUAAUAGCAUUUAUCUUGGCCAUAUUUUUACAAUUGUUAAUAUUGGCCCCUGGUGGGUCUCCGGCGGUAUAUUAUUAAUUAGCGAUUAUUGUUUUGACUUUAUGCAUUAUUGAUUAGUCGUGGAAUUUGGGCGCGAAAACUCGUGAGGUGUCACGUCGCGAGUCUUCCCGGGCUGCGAGCGGCGCGCGGAGGCACACUUGAAACUUGUGGUCCCGUUCGUUUUCUUUUUUUGUUCUUGUCGACGACGACGACAAUGCGUAUAUACUUGUAUCCUAUCAUUCGUGUUAUCGGGCCUAAAGGUACUUCGGGUCGGCCGCAAAGCAGAGAGAGGACGGCUCCACCUCGUGAAACCUCACAGACUUCCGCGCGUGAGUAAAUCGUCCGGUCGUUUCUGGAAUUGACGUCGGUCGA